AUGCCGCUAACUAAGGAUGAGCUGAUAGACGAAAUCAAGGGACUGUCGGUGUUGGAACUGGCAGACUUGGUCAAGGCCCUCGAAGACGAAUUCGGUGUCAGCGCGGCGGCCCCGAUCCAAAUGGCCACCGUUGCAGGUGUUGCCGGAACCGCGGAAGCCGCAGCCGAAGUCGAAGAGCAGACCGAGUUCAACGUCACCCUCAAAGAGAUUGGGCCCAAUAAGAUUCAGGUCAUCAAGGCCGUCCGCGAAGUUACGACGCUCGGACUCACUCAAAGAGGCGAAGGACCUGGUAGAGGGCGCGCCCACCGCGAUCAGGGAAGCCAUUCCAAGAGACGAAGCCGAUUCCCUCAAGGAGAAGCUCGAGGGCGCAGGAGCCGUCGAAGUCGCAGCUACCUAUCGACCUAG
Molecule: messenger RNA, 405 nt
Organism: Geodia barretti
Lineage: Eukaryota; Metazoa; Porifera; Demospongiae; Tetractinellida; Geodiidae
Source: the annotation of a GenBank genome assembly